Messenger RNA from Chelmon rostratus (copperband butterflyfish), 2691 nucleotides. RefSeq names its product thrombospondin-type laminin G domain and EAR repeat-containing protein-like. Lineage: Eukaryota; Metazoa; Chordata; Actinopteri; Chaetodontiformes; Chaetodontidae. Gene Ontology annotation, biological process: signal transduction. The transcript has 13 exons. The coding region runs from base 69 to 2240 and encodes 723 amino acids. The record is from RefSeq and is a predicted model, not a curated record.
GGACGUAGAGACAUACCUUCAAUAUGGAGACAUUCGCACCAGCUGGCAACUGAACCAAACUUUUUGUAAUGUCAUCACUGAUAUUUGUGCAGUUCCUUCUCUUGGGGUUAAGGGUCACUGACACCACCACAGACACAUGGAGACACUGUACAGAUUUUCUCCCUCUGGAUCUCCUGUCCUUUGUCCUCGAGAGGGACACCUCCAAACUCGUGCCAGGGGUGCACAUGAAGCAGGCUGGAGGGGUGAGGGGUGUACACUUCUCAAGCCCUCACACCUCCAUGAGCUUCCCCUCCUCCCAGCUGCUGGCGAACUGCGACCUCUUCCCCAAAGAAUUCUCCAUUGUUGCCACAGUAAAAGUCACUCACAGCACAGCCAAGAGAAAUGAAUACAUCUUUUCCUUGAUGGAGCCAAAAAAAGUAGAGAAAAGAGGGGCGGAGGAGAAGGAAGUGGAGAGCAAUAAAGGGAACCUUCCAGAAAGGAAUGAAGAUAUGCAGCAACAUGGAGUGAGGGAGAAGGAGAGGCGGCUGAGGAGUAAUGAGGGACGUGGACGGAUCAUCAUGGGACUGAGGUUCUCCAGAAAACGUCUGCACUUCCUCUACAGAGGUCCCGGAGGGCUCGUGGAGCACUCGGGUUUUCGAGGCACCCGCCUGGCUGAUAACCAGUGGCACACCCUGGUUUUUGUCAUUGGUGGUCAUCACGCCAGGCUCACAGUGGACUGCAGCCCACCGCUGGAAAUCGUUCUCUCCAGGCCUUUCCCCUCAGACCUCAACAUUCAGGGAUCGAGAUUCCACAUUGGCAGUCGGGGGAGAUGGAAAGGCUUGUAUUCAGGUCUGUUGCGACAGCUGGUUUUGGUGCCAGGUUCGGAUGCCACCCACCACAUCUGCCCCUCUUCCGAACCCCAGCUAGCAGCUCUGUCAGUACCGCCGCUUCUCUCAGACCUGCCUGCCACGGGGAGGGAAGAUGACGGCCAUGUAUCGUCCUCUGAUCAUGAACCAUCAGGAGCAGAGCGGCGGGUGUUGGUGGGGUUGGAGCGGUCGUGCUCAGAGCCGCUACAGGGCCAGCUGUGGUUCAACCCGCUGAGGAAAGGCCUCUACCUAUGCGAUGGUACUGUGUGGAUCGCUGUGUUAGAGGAUCAUAAACGACUAGACUAUGUGUUGGAACAACAGGUCCUCACCACCAGCUCAGAGACACAUGAUGUAGAGGUGUUCCAGGUACCUGGCAUGGGUCUGAUGGCUGCUAUGGCUCAUCAGUCUCCAACCUCUGGCUCUGCUGUGUAUCUGUGGACCCAAACAGGUUUCCAGCUCUACCAGAAUAUCAGCACAUAUGGAGCUCUGGCUUGGAGACACUUCAGCAUGGGCGAGAAGGUAUUUCUGGUGGUGUCUAACUCCGGCAGAGGGCCAGACAAGCAUUUUAACAAAGAAUCAGAGGCGGACUUCUCUGUGAUUUACAAGUGGAGCAAAAAAAGAAAACGAUUUGUGCGGUUCCAGACUCUGCAGACACACUGUGCCCGGGACUGGGAAGCCUUUAACAUCAAUCGACAGACGUAUCUCGCUGUGGCCAAUCAUAGACGAGGUAAUAAUAAUCACACCAUAGACAGUGUGAUAUACAAGUGGAACAGGCUAACAAAGUCUUUUGAGGUUCACCAGAUGCUGCUGACCUCAGGGGCCUACGACUGGGAGUUCUUCACAGUUGGACCGUACCAUUUCCUGGUGGUUGCAAAUGCCUUUGAUGGAGUGACCACCUCUGUGGACUCAGUCAUCUACGUUUGGGUCAAUGGAAGCUUCCAGGUGUUCCAGACAAUUAAAACGUUCUGUGCCACAGACUGGGAGAUGUUUCAGAUCGGCAGCAGAGUCUUCUUAGUUGUUGCCAAUGGAAACAGACUCCAUGCUAACGGACCGAGCCGAUAUGCCAUCAACUCCACUAUCUACGAACUGGACAUGAACGGACAGCUGUUUGUCCGCUUCCAGGAUAUUGUCACCUAUAGUGCAGUGGACUGGGAGUUCUUCAGCCUCGGGGCGGAAUAUUUUCUGGUUGUCGCUAACUCCUUUAACGGAGAAUCCUACUCUCUCAACAGCAUUCUGUACAGGUGGCAGGGAUAUGAAGGCUUUGUUCCGGUUCACUGGCUUCCAACGAUUGGGUGCAGUGACUGGGAGUUUUUCAGUGCUAAAGGAGAAUCAUAUCUGAUCUACUCCAGUGCCAAAGCACCGCUCUCCAAAGUGUUCAAGCUGAAAACCUACUGAGCAAAAAAAAAAAAGUGUGUACAUGUGGUUUUGUGUACUAUAUUUAUUUGUGUUGUACAUGCUUCUUUUUUGUAAUUUGUCUGUAUGUUCCUGUGUGAGGAAAUUUUUUGCAAUAAUGUUUGAAAUGUGUCUUCAUAAUACUGUGUCUGUUUGCAAUUUACAUUCAGUCAGGACCGUAGCAACCAUUAAGGUCAUCAUAUGGUCAUGACCUUAGUAUUCUUUCUAGAAAUUUGGGGGUUUUAACAACCUGAGGAGGAUUUUCCAUUCUCCUAUUACACAUAAACUGCAUAUGGUGGGUUUUGAAGAACGAUUUUGCUAUUUUUGUGAGUAAAUGUCUUCAGAUUAGGGGGGGUAUAAUGACCAGCCCUGCACACAGUUACCUUGCAGCAUUGAUGGCCAGGGCUUGGUCAACAACUGAUGCACCUCAACCUACUACAAAUAUCUUGUCUGU